Molecule: messenger RNA, 4338 nt
Organism: Trachemys scripta elegans
Lineage: Eukaryota; Metazoa; Chordata; Testudines; Emydidae
Gene: IGSF5
Product: immunoglobulin superfamily member 5
Exons: 10
Coding region: 454-1938 (494 amino acids)
Biological process (GO): cell-cell adhesion
Source: RefSeq, a predicted model, not a curated record
UUGGAAUCUAACCUUAUCUUAUCACAACUACAUUGUCACUGCAAAGCACAGCCAUGAAAAGCAGGGAACAGAAACUACACUGAAACAGUUUCUUUAAGAUCGUCCAGCAGACUGGCAAAGAGAAAUCAACACUUUUGAAGUCAUUCAGUGUGUAUGUGUGUAUGAGGAGUUAUGUGCAUCCAGGUGCCACUGAUAGUAGAUUUUUGUUCAUGUGAGACUAUCUGAGAAUUUAUCCAAGACUUUUAAAAGACAAUCUUCACUGCGAAGGUUUCAGGAGAAAAUGCUCCAAUGGAUAACCUCCAGAAAUUUAUCCCAGUCACUUUUAUCCUAUUUGCCUCACUAACAGGACAAGGAGUGUAGUCGGUGGUGGAGGGAGCAGAAGGAGAAAUGGGCACUUUCUUCUCAAUCCUUUCCAGAUGCCAAAGCACCCAUUUGAAAAUCUGAUCCCCUUCUAUGAGAGGAAGAGCAGGUUUUGGCUUUGGUUAUUCUAUUAUAAAGGGCCCAGUUAAUGCAACAGUCCUAGCUGGUUCAGAGGCCCGGUUUAACUGUACUGUGUCACAAGGAUGGCAAAUUAUCAUUUGGCUUUUAAACGGGAAUGCUGUUCUCACAACAACUCACGCUGGAGGAGCUGUUGUAACAAUGGUUCGCUUCACUCAGCAAAAUUAUACCAGUGGUGAGAAUUUUACCUCAGAGCUGAUCAUCCACAACGUCCAACAGAACGAUUCUGGUAAAAUAGAAUGCAGCAUCCAAACUGGUGUCUCCAACAGCUAUGCCUUUCUUUCUGUGCAAGUUAAUGGAUCUUUGUUCAUCAAAGAUCACAACUCGGCAGUAAGAAAGAACGAAACAAUUGAAAUUGUUUGUGAAGCCUUAGGAUGGGCUCCAGCUCCAGACAUGACCUGGAUGAUAAACAACUCUUUUGUAGAUAAGUCCAGGUAUGUCACUAACCACAGUCAAGGCUCUAAUGAUCUUCACAAUGAAGUGAGCACCUUAACUUUGACUCCGAUGGCCAAUGAGACGCUGACUUGUUUAGCUUAUAUAGAGGCACUCCCUAAGCCCCAGAAUGCAACUGUAACCCUUAUUGUGCAGGAUUCUCUUGCAGAAAAUGGUAACCAAGAAGACAGCACGCGGACACGGACUAUUAUACUUGCAGUCACAUUGUCAGUUGGUUUUCUUCUUCUGAUCAUUAUUAUUUUUAUAAUAAUAUACUGCUGCCUAAAAAACAAAGAGUCCACCUAUCAAAAGGAGUUGAGAAAAGUUUCAACUAAGAAAACCAGUGAUGGUAGUGUGAAGACGAGGAGAAGCAGUGGUAAUGAAAAUUCUGGAUACAGUCCAGAGGACCCAGUGUACACAAAACAAAUGCCAAGAAUUGCCCCUCUUCCCCCAAUGGCCUCCAACUUUCAUCGCACAGAAGAAGAUUUAGAAGUCAGUUCCCCAUCAGAGAUCUCAACACAUGUAAGGUGGCAGUCAUCUCAGGUCCCCAGAUCAUCACGUUCUCUUCCAUACCACACUUCCAUUUCACCUGUGCAUCACCUUAAUCAUCAUAGGCAGCAACCUAAGACACAAAACUACAAGAGGCAGCAAACAAGGACCCCUCACUUAAGGAUCAUUUACCCCAGGACCCUGCAAUCCAGAAGCCAGCAUCCACAUACCAGGACCCUGUACCGCCACAAAUACCAACACAGACAUCAACACCCACACACUACGGCCUGGCAUCCCAGAACUCAGCAACUAAAGAGUCAGCACCUACAAACAAACAAACAACAAAUCAGAAGUCAGCACCCACAACCCAGGAUCCACCAGCCCCAGGGGCAGCAAAUCAAGAACCCUCCUGCCAGGACCAAACAAUUUGGGGGUCAGCAACCCCAGUCAAGGUACCAGAAAUCCACAGGCCAGAACCCCCAACUAGUGAUGCAGAAACCAAAGGAUUCUCAUAUGUAAUCCAGGAAUCAUCAAUCCAGAGGCCAGCACCAGCAACUCAAGACUGAACAAACCUGAAGCCCUCACCUGAACUUUAGAUCCAUCAAUCUAGGAGCUGCCCCUUUGAUCUUCCAUACUAUCAAGUGCAGCAGCAUUACUUUUGUUUUUACAAACCUUCUACCUUUUGUUUUGCUCCUCCUUUCAGAUUUAGAAAUUGUUGGUUUUGGCUCCCCUUUCCUCCAUUAUAAUCAGGAAGGUUUUGGUUGGGUCUUCUUUUUUUCAUUUCCUCCAUUUUUGAGUUCCAUGUUUGUGUCUUAUUUCCCUUGUUUAAAAUAAAUUCCAUGUGUUUAGCAUAUUGUAACAUUCUGUACUGACUGAUUUAAACAUUUCUUCUGUACAGUACAUUCCCCAGCCUACAUGAAAAUUAGAUGCAAAGUAUUAGGCAUUUAGGGCCUAAUCUAGCACACAAUGCAGCCAGUAGAAAAACUCCUAUUGACUUCAAUAGGCUUUGGAUCAGGCUUCUGAUUAGGAUCUUAAACCAUGUUGACAUCAAAUUUGGCAUUUACUUUUCAAUGCUUAACAAGGUGCUAUUUUAAAUUACUAGAUGGGAUUUGGUUCCAAAGAUUUUGUUUACAUAGAAGUCCUUGCUCCCUACUCCUUGGAGUAAAGCGCUCAAGAACAUACAGUGUCUCUUUAUAUAAACUGGCAACAUAGAACAGCACAGACAACAGCUGUCAUAAAUUAAUCUCAUCAGAAUAGAAACUAAUGUAAAACGUUCAUAGACUAUGAAUACUGGUUCUUUUGCACAGCAACUGCACUGAUCAGUUCAUACCAUAAGCAAAAGAUUUGGCAAAUCAUCAUAGGGAAAACUAAUGCUGUAGCAUUUAUCAGUUUAAAAAUGAUAUGAUAUAAAUAUUGAGCUAAGGAGAAAAUUGCCAGCAAGCAGAAGACGAGGCCAAGGCAUCUGUGCAGAGGUGCUGGAAAGUCUCCACUGUGAAUGCAUUAGCUAAGGAAAAGCCACAGGAAGAUGAGAGUUGCAGAAUUCUGUUUAAUUGCAUAUUUUGUUACUGUCAGUGAUGAUAAUGAAGUGUGCUUCUUGUUCCCAGUCACAGGGGUAAGCUGUGGACUAAAUUUAUGCUCUGGGAGUAAGAUACUCUCAAUGCAUUUAGCUUUGGUCCUUAGGGUUGUUUCACUUUCUUUGAAGCACUGAUUUCAGUCCUACAUGGCAUGAUGCAAAGUCCACUGAAUUGAAGUUUUUACAUUGACAUCAGUGUUGGGUCAGGACCACAGGUUUUUUUGCCCCAGUAAGAGCUAUGAGAACCAAUUGUAAAGGUGCUGAGCACCCUCGGUGAGGUACUGAGCUCCUUCAAUUCCCCUUGAUUUCAACAGGCAUUGAAAGCACUCAGAACCUUGCAGGACUGGGUGCUCUAGUAAGCAAGCUCCAUAACUGGCCCACUUAAUUACCAUAAAUGCCUCUGAUAGACAAGAUGAUCAUUUUGUAAAAUCAUCUGUAUAUGUAUCGUGGACCAAAUCCAUCCUCAGCGUAAGUCAAUUGCCUUCAGUACAGCUACACCAAGCUUGGAUUUGGCAUAAUAUCUGCAGUCCUUAUUUUUUAAUCUAACGCGAGUCAUAGUUCCAGUAAUGGGGAGGGAUCUGGUUUUCAUUCUAACUACUACAAAUGACAGCAUAUAAAUUAGAAAUAUUAGUUAGUUGCGGUUAUGGUUUUAUGAUGGAAUGAGGCUGGGGUAGUGGCCACAUUUAUUGCAUUACUUAUAACCACAUGGGGACUCUGUGGAUUGUUUGAGAAGAAAAACUGCACUAUCAAAACUGAAUUAAAAGGCCAAUAAAACAGAAAUACAAACCAUGACAGCAAGUAACUUCACAUUUAAGGGUGAAAUGUACCAUUGAGUAUGUCCUGUUAUGAUGUUCAUUGGCCAGUGAAUCUUGAUUAAUAGGACAAGAAAUGGACAUGACACAGUUGAAGAAAACGCGGUUCCAGUUAAUAGACACAAUGAUGAUUAUUUUUUCCAGAUGCCCAGGCAGGGGAGCAAGGUUAUGAUCUUGUUUUGGGCAUGUGCGGGGAGUGACUUUGGGUGAGCAGGAGAGUAUGGCUGAUGGUGUUACACAACUGAGGGUAUGGAGGCAGUCUGUUCUGUGACAUGAUUUUUGUCACAGUGGAUGUUGUGAUAUGGUACAUUUGAAUUAUUGUUAGAGUAUCCAGGCUUUGGGAUGGGUGCUUUUUUUGCUCAUUUAUCCAUUGAAAUAAAUAACUAAAAUAAAAUUUGGAAUUAAAAGAAACAAAUGUGGGUAAGCAACCUUGAAACCUAAAACAAACAGGAGAUGUCCCGUGACCUACAAGCUGGCUGAUACUCAGUCCCACCUCUGGAAUGCACCUGAUUGGCAGAGCUUCCAAAGAGGUCC